CUGUGUCCUGUCUACAGUUGAAGCUGUGAUUACAUACCAAACCGAGUGGAGCACACCAACCUGAGUGCAGCCGGACAGGUUGAGGUGGAUGAGACUGUGGCAGCCCUUCCCUGUGGUCAGUUUGUUUUCAGAAGACUUUCAUCUCAAACUCUUGCUUUGGCUCCAGCUCUUGUUACAGAAAAGACAAUCCCUGCAGGGCUCAGAAUGCAUGUGAACUCCUGUCUACUCUUAGCCUCCCUACUCCUCCUGCUCCCGUCCACUGAGAUGAAAAGGUCGGGGAAGGGCAGAGGCCUCAGAGGAGCACGACACAAACUCACACGUGACAGGGUCAGAGGUGCUGGGCGUCACAGCAGAUCAGGACCCUCUGGGCUCGUUUCACCUGACUGCACAGAGUUGACAGAAUCUGGAGACAUCUUUGUGGACUGUCAGGACCGACGUCUCAACUCCAUUCCUAUCUCAAAAACCUGGUCAAAAGAACCGAAGCACCUCCUUCUAGCUCGCAACCGGCUCAAAAUCCUUCAAGAUGGGGCUUUCUUUGGAUAUGAGAAUUUAGCAAGUCUAGACUUGCAGCAGAACCAGAUCUCUUUAGUGGAGGAAGGGGCCUUCCAGGGCCUGGCACGCCUCAAAACCCUGCUGCUGCAACACAACCGCCUGAGAACACUUAGCGAGGAGGCCCUCAUCCCUAUGCCAAACCUUCACUACCUGCGUUUAUAUGAUAAUCCCUGGAAUUGUCUCUGCCCGUUGGACAGUCUCACCCGCACCCUUCAGGUCCCAAGCAACCGUAAUUUAGGAAAUCAUGCCAGGUGUGAAGAGCCCAUCAGGCUAAAAGGCAUGAAGUUGAAGCAGGUUGACCCUGAGUUACUCUGUAAGGAGUCAGACCCAACCGGCAACCCAGAGUGGGACCAAACAAAUACUACAGUCCCUGCAAAGCCCAGUCCAUUUCGCGGCAAACCAGAUGCCACCACAUCUUGCCAUACCUACCUUUUCCCCCAAAUACGAAUGGACUGCAGUAAACGAGGUCUGACUGAGGUUCCCACAGGCAUUCCAGAUGAUGUUGUUCAUCUUGAUCUGUCCCAUAAUUCAAUCCAUCAUCUCAGAGCCAGAGAUUUCCAAAGCGCGAGGAGCCUCAGAACCCUUAACAUCAGUAAUAACAACAUGGAGCGCAUCGACACAGCAUCCCUGUUUGGGCUCCUGCACCUCCGUGAGCUGGACUUGUCUGACAACAGCCUGCAUUAUGUCCAGUACGGGGUUCUUGAAGACCUUUACUUCCUAUCACAGCUAAAACUGGGGGGAAACCCCUGGGUGUGUGACUACAGCAUCCACUACAUGGUUUACUGGCUGCAUCAUCACCCAGGGGUUUGGUACUCUGGCCUGAUCUGUCGUUCCCCUCCUGAACAUACUGGGGAGAGUGUGGAGGAGUAUGUGCAUUCCUACAACAGAGAGUGUCCAAAGGACAGACAGCACAGCAGAACAGAUCAAGACCAAACGGACCCUGAGCUUUGGAACACACCGAUGGAAGUGCAGAGAGAGCUGGAGGAGGAGCUGGAGCCGAGCCACUUGAGAGUGCCACAGAAAUACCAAAUCAUCAGAUUGUCUUGAAAUCUGACUUUUUAAAGGCUCUUUAUUUUCCUGUCUUUCAAUUUCCUUCAAUAUUAUAAAACAGUCUGUAUCAGAUGGAGAAACUUCCUUUCCUGUGUUGCUUUUAUGUUUUGUCAGUACUGUGCAAUCAGAAUAUAAGCUUUGUCAAUUUA
Messenger RNA from Seriola aureovittata, 1751 nucleotides. Its product is annotated as leucine-rich repeat-containing protein 17-like. Gene Ontology annotation, molecular function: protein binding. Lineage: Eukaryota; Metazoa; Chordata; Actinopteri; Carangiformes; Carangidae. The coding region runs from base 205 to 1599 and encodes 464 amino acids. The record is from RefSeq and is a predicted model, not a curated record. The transcript has 7 exons. Gene Ontology annotation, cellular component: plasma membrane.